AUGGGGUUGGAAUCGCAAAGGGAAAUGCACAUCACAGGGGAAACCGCCUCUGACAAUCGCAUAUCAGCGUCACCAUCCUCAAGAGAUCCUACCAUCUCCCCAGCGCCACAAUCUCAUACUACCGCUGUUACAUCACCAGAAUCUCACGGAAUAGAUGCUGGAAACUCAAUGAAGAACCAAGCGUUGGGUCCGGACGGCCCAACUCCGCACACUGCCAGUGCAAGUCCUGGUCAAGUGCUCGGGCAGGCUUCAAGAGAUCUGCGAGGACCAGACUUGCCAAUCUUUGAGGAAGAAGACGCUGCGUGUACCCCACCGUCCAUGGGCUCCGACUAUUCAAGCGUUCGGGCCAUACCGUUUGCACCGUUGUCUUUCUUGCAGCCAGGUAGCAGGUUUCACGGAACGCAACAAUCAGAGCGCCAAGUAUAUGAUGUCCAGGUGGAAAUCAAGCAUGUUGAUAUGCGCGAGUCCUUUCUGUGCGGUUACUUGCGAAUCCAAGGUCUCACGGAAGACCAUCCAACUUUAACAACUUAUUUCGAAGGAGAAAUUAUAGGAUCCAAAUACAGUUUCUUCACCCAGCAUGAGGACUGGGGUGCAAACACGAAGGUUGAUCUUAACCACUGGGCCAAGUUCAGCGCUUUUCGGCCGUUUUCAAAGCAUGCACGCAAAGGUCCGGUGACGAUUCCUGAUGUGACACAAAGAGAGACCAUAUUUAUGCGAUGGAAGGAGCAUUUCCUAGUGCCAGAUCAUCGGGUUCGGACCAUUACCGGCGCCAGUUUUGAGGGCUUCUACUACAUUUGUUUUAAUCAGCUCAAGGGGGAGGUUAGCGGGAUCUAUUUUCAUUCGAAAAGUGAAAAAUUCCAGCAGCUGGAGCUGAAACACGUCCCAAAUCGAGGAUGCUUUAGCGCCACGGAGUUUCGAUAA
This is a messenger RNA of Metarhizium album ARSEF 1941, 921 nucleotides long. Its product is annotated as vesicle-mediated transporter Vid24. Gene Ontology annotation, biological process: negative regulation of gluconeogenesis; protein catabolic process in the vacuole; proteasome-mediated ubiquitin-dependent protein catabolic process. Bases 1 to 921 code for a protein of 306 amino acids. The record is from RefSeq and is a predicted model, not a curated record. The transcript has 4 exons. NCBI's taxonomy places the organism in Eukaryota, Fungi, Ascomycota, Sordariomycetes, Hypocreales, Clavicipitaceae. Gene Ontology annotation, cellular component: GID complex; extrinsic component of membrane.